This is a messenger RNA of Andrographis paniculata, 2109 nucleotides long. Its product is annotated as probable inactive receptor kinase At5g67200. The record is from RefSeq and is a predicted model, not a curated record. The transcript has 2 exons. Gene Ontology annotation, molecular function: protein kinase activity; ATP binding; protein binding. Lineage: Eukaryota; Viridiplantae; Streptophyta; Magnoliopsida; Lamiales; Acanthaceae. Bases 110 to 2095 code for a protein of 661 amino acids. Gene Ontology annotation, biological process: protein phosphorylation.
AAAAGAUUCCAAACAGACAGAGGGGCCCCUGCUCUGCAGCUAGAGCAAUUACUUCCUACCUCCUCAUCUUCCUUACAAUAUUUCACUGCGUUUGUUACAGUGCACGAAAAUGGUGAGGAGGAGAGGCGGUUAUCUUUUUGUGUACAAUGUGCUUGUUUUUACUUCUGCGUCGUUUUGUUGCUUCUUCGUCCUUGCCUUUUCUUCGAGUUCGCCGGCGGCGGCGGCGGAUGCGUCGGCGCUGCUGGAUUUCAAGUCGAAGGCUGAUUUGGGGAACAAAUUGAGGUUUUCUUCUAAAAAUGGCUCCUCCUUCGCCUUCUGCAAAUGGGAAGGGGUCAGCUGCUCCGGCUACAGGGCGGUUAAAGUUGUUAUAGAAAGUAUGGAUCUCGCCGGAGUUUUCGCCGCCGACACUCUGACGCGGCUCCGGCAGCUUAGGGUUCUUAGUCUGCAGAACAACUCGCUCACUGGUCCGAUCCCUGAUCUUUCAGGUUUGACUGAUUUGAAGGCUCUUUUUCUCUCCCGGAAUUAUUUCUCCGGCGGCGUCCCGCCGUCGGUCGCCGCGCUACAUCGUCUGAAAACCCUCGAUCUUUCUAGAAACAUGCUUGCCGGUUCGAUUCCCGCUGCUUUGAACGGGUUGGACCGGCUGGUCUACCUCCGGCUCGACUUCAACCGGCUCAACGGUUCGGUGCCGGCGUUGAACCAGUCGUCGCUGGAGGUCUUCAACGUCUCCCACAAUGCCCUCACCGGCGCAAUUCCGGUCACUCCGGCGCUCUCCCGAUUCAACUUAUCAUCAUUUGCUUUGAAUCCAGGGCUUUGCGGUGAGAUUGUACACACAGAAUGCCAUUCCGACCGGCCGUUUUUCAGCCAAACUUCGACCGCUCGAGCGCCGCCGGCGCUCGGCCAAACCGCUCCGGUACACGGCGGAGUCGAAUUAAACGGCGACGGAACAGUGCAGAAGCACAAGAGAACUGCUUUGGCGAUUGGAUUCUCCGCCGGCGCGUCUCUUCUCGUCGUUGCACUUUUAUGCUUCAUAUUGGCGGCGAAGAAGCGCCGGCGAGGCGAGGUUACAAAAAUGGGGCUGGACCCGAGCGUGACGGGGAAUACAGAGGCCGCCGUGAUGAGAAUCGAGGAAGAAAACGACGAAUUGGAGGAGAAGGUGAAGCAAGUGCAGGAAGAAAAGCUGCAAAUGGUGGGGAAGAGCGGCAACCUGGUAUUCUGCGCCGGCGAGCCGCCGGUGUACACCAUGGACCAGCUAAUGAGAGCUUCCGCAGAGCUAUUAGGAAGAGGGACGAUGGGGACGACAUACAAAGCGGUUCUCGACAGCCGUUUGAUUGUAACGGUCAAAAGAUUGGACGGCGGGAGAUUGAGCAACACAAGCCAAGAAAUUUUCGAAGGGCAUAUGGAAUCAGUUGGAGGAUUGAGACACCCAAAUUUGGUCCCUCUCAGAGCAUAUUUUCAGGCAAAGGAAGAAAGGCUUCUGGUCUAUGAUUAUCAGCCCAAUGGCAGUCUUCUUUCCCUCAUCCAUGGUUCUAAGUCAGCCAAAGCAAGGCCACUUCACUGGACAUCGUGUUUAAAAAUUGCAGAAGAUGUAGCACAAGGGCUCUGUUUCAUCCACCAGGCCUGGAGGCUCGUCCAUGGCAAUCUAAAGUCAUCGAAUGUCCUGCUCGGCUCCGAAUUCGAAGCCUGUUUAACAGACUACUGCCUCGCAGCUUUAUCCACCGCGCCGCCUUCCGAGGAAGAUGCCGACUCAGCAGCCUACAAAUCGCCUGAAAUUCUUAAAUUCAGCCACCAAGAAGCAACGUCUAAGUCGGAUGUAUACUCGUUUGGGGUGCUUUUGCUCGAGCUUUUGACGGGGAAGCAUCCUUCGCAGCACCCGAAUCCAAAUCUAAAUCUUGACGACAUGAUUCGAUGGAUGAGGUCUUUGAGGGACGACGACAAGGAAGAGACGAGGCUGGAAAUGCUGCUAGAUGUUGGAAUGGCUUGCCGGAUCGCCUCCCCUGAGCAGCGGCCGACGAUGUGGCAAGUGUUGAAGAUGAUACAGGAGAUCAAACAAGUUGUGUCUAUGGAGGAUGAUGAAUUCAACCCUAAUGUACAAUGAAAAAAUUUCAUUUU